GGGGCCACCCGGAAGUGGUUCACGCAUUGCCGCUGCAUGUCGACACACGUCUGCGUGUCUGAGUUGUGGGGAGUUUCCACACUUUCGCCACUCGCAAAGUUUCCUUACUCCUCUUCGUGGCCGUUAUCAGCGCAGACGGGCUAAAAUGGACCCAAACGCGUUUCUCUACAACGUCCCCCCGAUGCUCAUUGAACGGUUUUGUGAAAUCAUGGACACUGGAUGUCAACGCUAUGGAUGGCGCGGACUAGCCGCCCGAAUCGUUCCGAGCUUUACGGAGGUUCGCCUGUACGAGCGCAUGGAGGCGGGAGGUCGCAGUCCCACCAAGGAGCUGCUGUGGUCGUGGGCCCAGCAGAACCCGCGAGUACAGGACCUGCUCGAAGUACUGCAGGACAUGGGCCACUAUCGGGCUAUGCAGCUCUUUCAGGGCCAAUUUCAUGCAGUUAAAGAGACACCUUUGCCCCUUACAAAUAAAUGUGAACCCACAGGACAUGUGUCAACAGCUAAUAUGAAGGAGUCCAUCCAAUUUGAGGCGAAUCAUUCUCAUGAAACAAUAAGUCUGAUUUGUUUGUGUUUUCCAGGAAAACCCCAGCCGCCAAUCAGUUUGCGGGACAUCCAAGAGGGAACCAAAGAUUUUCACCCCGAAAUGAGAAUUUCAGAAGGCUGCUUCUCCGACGUCUACCUGGCACGGACGGGAGGAGAAAUGUUUGCGGUGAAGCUUUUCAAACAGGUAAAUAAUGUCUCCUGGAAGAAACUGUGGGAUAUUUUCCAAAAAGAAAUGGAAAUUCACCGAUUGUGCCGACAUCCAAACAUUUUAGAGUUGUUGGGUUGCUUUUCGAAUGAGAGGCGCUACUGUCUGGUCUAUCCUUACAUGCCAAAAGGAUCACUCUUUCAUAGACUCCAUCAUCAGAACACUCUGCCCCCUUUGUCCUGGCAAGAACGUCUCGCCAUUAUAAAGGGGAUCGCCAAGGCCUUACAUCACCUCCAUACGUCCCAACCAUGCGCAGUCGUCUGCGGGAAUCUGUCCAGUUCCAACGUACUCCUGGACGACGACUUGCAACCCAAACUGUCCGAUUUCGGCUUGGCCCGACUCCGUCCUCAUUCGGUCAACCGUCAUCACACCAUCACCCUGGAUGUGGGUUCCCACGGCAACCCGGAGUACCUCCCUGAGGAGUACCUCCGAAGUGGCAAACUCUCCACCAGCCUGGAUGUUUUCAGCUUCGGAACGGUUGUCAUGGAAACGGUGACGGGACGUAAAGUCGUAGAGCAGCUGCCGAAACAUACGCUGCUGAGGGAUCUGCUCACCUCCAAAGCGGAGGAGAGCGGCAGCGCGGACUCCUGCCUGCAGUUUUUGGACGAGUCGGCCGGUCGAUGGCCGACGUCUUUGGCGCGUAGUCUUCUGGAUCUUUCCUUGCAAUGUGUAGCAAGUCACCAUUCCAGACCCAGCAUGGAGAAUGUGAUCCAGGCAUUGAGCCAACCGCUUCCACCACCCAGCUUCUCCUCUUUGGACCGCCCUCACAGCCUGGACGACAGCGCCCCAACUCACAUCCAGCACGGCCCCUCACCCAGCAUCCCCGUGGAGCACGACGAACAUCGCAGCCUGCCCGGCUCUCCGGCGCGGCCCUGCGAAUGCAGCCAGUCAGAGGUGACGUACAGAAUCGUCACUGAGGCUGAGAGCGUCCAGGCCAAAGUCGAUGGAGACCUGUCGUACAAAAGCUGGCCGGUGCAGUGCAGCUGCCAAGCCGAAACAGGAGGUCUAUCCUGUGAGGACUGCAGGGCUAACGGGUUUAGCAGCACGAGCCCGGAUUUAGCAGAUUAACUGUCCGUUGUUUUUAUUUUAUUUAUUUAUUUUUUUAUGUUCGAUGCACGGACUGAGAUAAACUCCUGCGUUGCCGGCUGUAGAAAUCAUUUUUAGUGUUUUUCUGGACACAAUUUUAAAACCAGUUUUAGCUAUUUUGUUCUAUUACCUCUUAUUCUCAAAUAGUGGUCACAAUAAGUCUCCGUUGUAUCGUCUAUUUAUAAGUUACAAGUUCCCAAUCCUCAAGCAUAACUACUCACUUCCGAUAUGCAGUAUAUGGUAGUAACAAUUCUCCAUUAAACCAGUCAUUUGACGUCGGCCUGUAAUCGAUGCUUCCUUUGAGUAAACAUCUUGUCUGGUUCUAGUUGCUGUUGACUAAAUAAACAACCCUGGCUACUGCCUGAAGAAAGACGUUGGACACCACCACCUGUCCAACAUUUCAUGGAAAUUGGUUGUAUACGUCUAUAUUUUGGAUAUGCUAAAUGUUUGUUUGCUCCUGUAUGAUCCUUCAGUGGUGUGUUAUCCUAAGUUGGACGCACCUAAACACUAUAUAUAAUAACCAAAGCUCACUUUAAAUUAUAUUUGACAUGAGUGUUGAUGACAUUUGACUAUUUUAUUGUUCAAACAUUGUCAUAAUAAAAUGUUUGUGUUGGUA
Phycodurus eques (leafy seadragon) is the source of this 2450-nucleotide messenger RNA. It is a transcript of the gene irak3, whose product is annotated as interleukin-1 receptor-associated kinase 3. Gene Ontology annotation, biological process: protein phosphorylation; signal transduction. Gene Ontology annotation, molecular function: ATP binding; protein kinase activity; protein binding. The coding region runs from base 146 to 1816 and encodes 556 amino acids. Lineage: Eukaryota; Metazoa; Chordata; Actinopteri; Syngnathiformes; Syngnathidae. The record is from RefSeq and is a predicted model, not a curated record. The transcript is spliced from 12 exons. Gene Ontology annotation, cellular component: plasma membrane.